Molecule: messenger RNA, 3875 nt
Organism: Anolis sagrei ordinatus
Lineage: Eukaryota; Metazoa; Chordata; Lepidosauria; Squamata; Anolidae
Gene: TRIM9
Product: tripartite motif containing 9
Cellular component (GO): cytoplasm
Molecular function (GO): zinc ion binding; protein binding
Source: RefSeq, a predicted model, not a curated record
CCACAUCCUCGGUUGUUUCUCCUCCUCUUCCUCGCCCUCCUCCCAUGGAAGAGAUGGAAGAGGAGCUCAAGUGUCCCGUCUGUGGCUCCUUCUACCGGGAGCCGCUCAUCCUGCCCUGUUCGCACAACCUCUGCCAGGCCUGCGCCAGGAACAUCCUGGUCCAGACGCCGGAGGCCGAAUCCCCGCAGAGCCGUCGCCGCCGCGCUUCCGGCUCGGCCUCCACCGCAUCGGGCGACUAUGACUACCUGGACCUGGACAAGAUGAGCCUCUACAGCGAGGCCGACAGCGGCUACGGCUCCUAUGGGGGCUUUGCCAGCGCCCCGCCGACCCCUUGCCAGAAGUCGCCCAACGGCGUGAGGGUUUUCCCGCCGACGUUGCCGCCACAACCGCCGGGUUCAGGAGCCACGGGAGCUUCGUCGUCGUCAUCAUCCUCACACCUUCACCCUCCAGGCUCGUCACUGGCCCCGGUGCCCCGCAACGCAUGCCUAACUUGCCCACAAUGCCACCGCAGCCUCAUCCUAGAUGAGCGGGGUCUGAGGGGCUUCCCAAAGAACCGGGUGCUGGAGGGCGUCAUCGACCGCUACCAGCAGAGCAAGGCGGCCGCCCUGCGGUGCCAGCUGUGCGAGAAGGCACCCAAGGAGGCCACCGUGAUGUGCGAGCAGUGCGACGUCUUCUACUGCGACCCCUGCCGCCUGCGCUGCCACCCACCCCGGGGCCCUUUGGCUAAGCACCGGCUCCUGCCCCCGGCACAAGGCAGGGUCAGCCGCCGACUCAGCCCACGCAAGAUCUCCACCUGCACCGACCAUGAGCUGGAGAACCACAGCAUGUACUGCGUCCAGUGCAAGGUGCCCGUCUGCUACCAGUGCCUGGAGGAGGGCAAGCACAACAACCAUGAGGUCAAGGCCCUGGGUGCCAUGUGGAAGCUCCAUAAGAGCCAGCUCUCUCAAGCCCUGAACGGCCUCUCCGACCGAGCCAAGGAAGCCAAAGAAUUCCUGGUGCAGCUACGGAACAUGGUGCAGCAGAUCCAGGAGAACAGCGUGGAGUUUGAGGCCUGCCUUGUUGCUCAGUGCGAUGCGUUGAUCGAUGCCCUCAACAGGAGGAAAGCCCAGCUGCUCUCCCGGGUCAACAAGGAACACGAGCACAAGCUGAAGGUGGUGCGAGACCAGAUCUCUCACUGCACCGUGAAGCUGCGUCAAACCACCGGCCUCAUGGAGUACUGCCUGGAAGUCAUCAAGGAGAACGACCCCAGCGGAUUCCUACAGAUUUCCGAUGCACUGAUCCGGAGGGUCCACCUGACCGAGGACCAAUGGGGCAAAGGCACGCUCUCCCCCCGGAUGACCACCGAUUUUGACCUGAACCUGGACAACGCCCCAUUGCUGCAGUCCAUCCACCAACUUGACUUCGUGCAGAUGAAAACUUCCUCCCCAGUGCCGGCCGCUCCGUUCCUCCAGCUGGAGGAGUGCUGCACCCACAACAACAGCGCCACCUUGUCCUGGAAGCAGCCGCCGCUCUCCUCGGUGCAGGCGGAGGGAUACAUCCUGGAGCUGGACGAUGGGAACGGCGGUCAAUUCAGGGAGGUGUACGUCGGGAAGGAAACCAUGUGCACCGUGGACGGCCUCCACUUCAACAGCACCUACAGCGCCCGGGUCAAGGCCUUCAACAAGAGCGGGGUCAGCCCUUACAGCAAGACAUUGGUUCUCCAGACCUCCGAAGACUCGGAGCCCGAGGAGCAGGCCCUGACUUUCCCUGUGCCUUUGGAAAGAUUGCAGCUGCGUAGAUCCACCCCUUUCUCUUCGACCCUUAACCUGCAAAACAGCUUCCCGGGGAGAUCCUACUUUGAGCUCAGGAACUCAUCCCACCACCAAAUGACCUUGCAUUCCUCUUUACAAUCCCUGAAUUCAGCUGGUUAUGAGACUCAGUCGGGACCUUUCUCCCAAAUCGUUGACAUUAAAAAGCUGGUCGCAGUGGCCUGGUUCUCCUUCGACCCCAGCACAGCUCAUUCGGACAUCAUCUUCUCCAACGACAACUUGACCGUCACUUGCAACAGCUACGAUGACCGGGUGGUGCUGGGCAAGACGGGCUUCUCCAAAGGGCUCCACUAUUGGGAGCUGUCCAUCGACCGCUAUGACAACCACCCGGACCCGGCCUUCGGAGUGGCCCGGAUGGAUGUCCUCAAGGACGUCAUGCUGGGGAAGGACGACAAGGCCUGGGCCAUGUACGUGGACAACAACCGCAGCUGGUUCAUGCACAACAACUCACACACCAACAGGACCGAAGGUGGCAUCACCAAAGGGGCGACAGUUGGAGUCCUGCUGGACUUGAACAGGAGGACUGUGACGUUCUCCAUCAAUGAAGACCAGCAGGGACCAGUGGCCUUUGAGAACCUGGAAGGCGUCUUCUUCCCCGCUGUCAGCCUGAACAGAAAUGUUCAAGUGACGCUCCACACCGGUUUGCCCGUCCCGGAUUUCUACAACGCGCGGGGCUCCAUGCAGUGAAGUGCAACCGCCUGCCCCGUGGCUUUUUCUCAGGACUCACCGAGAGAGCCGCGCUUUGGGUUUUCUCAAGGAACAGACCUCAUUGGAGAAAGGAGGGGAAGAUCUGGCUGUGUGGAAACUCCGGGUUCUCAACAAAUAGAACAAAAGAACCCUAUUUUUGAAGGAACAAAAUAGAAAAAGGGGUAGCAUCCAGAAGUUCCCUUUUGGCCUCUCCGAACCCCAUGUGCUUUGUGCCUGUGUGUUUUGCGCUGCUCGUUUCCCCCUCUUUUUGGCUGACUGCAAGAAAGCCCCAGAUCAAAAUGUCAACUCUUUUGGGUCUAAGUCCAUUCUGAGAUGGACCCUGGAUUUCCAUGAUGAACGACAAAGUCCUUAGAUAGCCAAGAAAAAACUGUCAGUUUUGAGGGGGAUCUGGGUUUCCUUCCAUUUUGGAAUCCCUUCCAAAAAUGGGAACUGAAUUCCCAUGAUGCAAUCUCCUUGAGUCAUUCAGAUAUCCCGACCUGAAGGAUCCAUCCUUCUCAAAACCAGAAUUCAGAAAAUGAGCAUCCGGCAAGAAACGCAUUUCCUGGGUUGACUUUCUCUCCUCGGUUUCCCUCCUUGUGGCCUUCCUUGCUGAAUUCCACAGCAUCAGAAACAUUGGCCUUGGAUUGCCACUUACUCUACAUACAAAGCCAUGUCGAACGAACCAAGUGAAAUCAGAUUUUUCUUUUAAUUUUUCAUGCUUUUCUCUGGUCAAAGCAGAAAUAUGGGUCCAAAAGGUAAUGGGAUUUGGGGCCCAGAAUGGGACAUUGGUUCUCUUUUUUCCCCCCUGGAAACAGGAGACAUGACUCUGACACAUUCUUGCUGCAGAGCAUUGCUUUCCAAUUUCAUACUUUUUAACAAAUGUGGCAUUUUUCGGUGACGGAAGAUCUCACGGUGCUUCAUCAACAGAAGAUCAGCUCUGGAAAAUGAUGACAUUUAUGAGAAACCAUUGGUUCAUGCCUUCUUUGGAAGGAAUGGAGCCGCCAUGCUUGUCUUUCAUGUUUCUGCUGCUUUUGCAUUUGAGAUGGUCUCUAUUUUUUUCUUGAAUAGCAAAUGGUGCGCACAGGUUGUGACAGCAGGGAGUCCCAAAGGCUAACCCUUUUCUCUUUGUGCUCCAAGAGAACAAAAAGUCCAGGAAGAAAUGGUUUUGAGUGGAAGAAGAUAGCAACAAAAAUGGGAAAGAGUAUAGUAUAGAAAAGCAAUGUCUUAAUGUAUUGUCGAAGGAUUUCAUGGCAGGAAUCACUGAGUUGUUGUAGGUUUUUUUGGGCUAUAUGGCCAUGGUCUAGAGGCAUUCUCUCCUGACGUUUCGCCUGCAUCUAUGGCAAGCAUCCUCAGAGGUAGUGAGGUCUGUUGGAACUAGGA